Messenger RNA from Linnemannia hyalina, 2814 nucleotides. The record is from the annotation of a GenBank genome assembly. Lineage: Eukaryota; Fungi; Mortierellomycota; Mortierellomycetes; Mortierellales; Mortierellaceae.
AUGAACAAUUUUCAGUUCACAGAAAAGACCGAAAAAACCAUCGGGCAGGCUCAAGAGCUUGCCCGAGAGUUCUCCAACUCACAGAUAACACCCGCCCACUUUGUCAACGCUAUGAUGGAUGAGACAGAUGAGGGGCCAGGCUCCUCGCUCCUCAAAUCUAUCCUCAACAAGGCCGGCGCCAUCCCCGAGGAAAUCGAGCGCGCCUUCAAGAAGCUGCUCGUCCGCCUGCCCACUCAGAACCCCGCCCCGAUCGACAUUUCCUUCUCGCCCCAGGCCUUCCAGAUCCUCCGCAAGGCGCAGGAGCACCAGAAGAAACAAAAGGACUCGUUCAUCUCUAUCGACCACGUCAUCCUCGCGCUGAUGGAUGACGCGCCCACGUGGAAGGUCUUUACCGAUAAUGGUGUCACCAAGACUGCGUUCGAAAACGCGAUUUCCCAGAUCCGCGGUAACCGCAAGGUCGAGAGCAAGAACGCCGAGGCUGGAUAUGAGGCCCUGUCCAAGUAUGCAAUUGACAUGGUUUCACUGGCGGAACAGGACAAGCUCGAUCCCGUCAUUGGACGAGACGACGAGAUCAGGAGAGUCAUCCGUGUUCUCUCCCGACGCACAAAGAACAAUCCCGUCUUGAUUGGUGAACCAGGUGUUGGUAAAACCGCCGUUGUCGAAGGACUCGCCCAGCGUAUCGUCCGCAAAGACGUACCCGUCAGUCUCCAGUGCAGACUCUUCUCCCUCGACAUGGGUGCUCUCAUCGCAGGCGCAAAGUACCGUGGAGAGUUUGAGGAGCGUCUCAAGGCCGUCCUCAAGGAGGUCAAAGAAUCCGAACAAGGCAUCAUCCUCUUCAUUGACGAGAUCCACCUUGUCCUCGGCGCAGGCAAGGCCGAUGGUGCCAUGGAUGCCGCCAACCUUCUCAAGCCCAUGCUCGCUCGUGGCGAGCUCCGGUGCAUCGGUGCGACCACCCUAGAUGAAUACCGCCAGCAUGUCGAAAAGGACCCCGCCUUUGAGCGUCGAUUCCAGCAGGUCUUUGUCGGCGAGCCGUCUUUGAAUGACACCAUAAGUAUUUUGCGCGGUCUCAAGGAGCGCUAUGAAGUCCACCACGGAGUCAAGGUUGCUGACGCAGCUCUCGUCACGGCAGCGACCUUGGCCCAUCGAUACAUCACCAAUCGUUUCCUGCCCGACAAGGCCAUCGAUCUUAUGGACGAGGCUUGUGCGAACACCCGUGUCCAGCUCGACUCUCAACCCGAGUUGAUCGACCAGCUCGAGCGACGUCACUUGCAACUGGAGGUUGAAGCAACAGCCAUGGGCAAGGAAAAGGAUCCAGCAUCACAGCAACGCUUAAUCAAGGUCCGCGAGGAAAUGUCCCGUAUCUCGGAGGAACUUAAGCCAUUGAAACUCAAGUACGAGCUUGACAAGGGCCGCAUCAACGAAGUCCGCGACCUGAACCAGAAACUGCAGGAUCUCAAGAACAAGGCAGAGGAAGCUGAGCGACACUACGACCUGGCCAAGGCUGCCGACAUCCGGUACUACGCAAUCCCAGACCUAGAAAAGAAGAUCGCCACGGUGGCAGCAGAGAGGGCACGUCAGGAGGCGGAGCAGUUGCUGGCCGCCGCGAACGGAACAAAGAUCGAAAGUGCCGAGCUGGUGACCGAGGUGGUUGGCCCCGAGCAGAUUACAGAGGUCGUCUCCCGCUGGACCGGCAUCCCCGUCCAGAGGUUGAACAAGUCCCAAGUCGAACGGUUGCUCCAACUGGGCGAUCGACUCAAGGAGCGUGUCGUUGGUCAAGAAGAUGCCGUCGAGGCCGUUGCGGAAGCAGUCCUGCGAUCCCGCGCUGGUAUGGCCAAGGAGCACGCCCCCUUGGGGUCCUUUCUGUUUUUAGGACCCACUGGUGUCGGCAAGACUGAGCUUGCCAAGGCUCUGGCCCACGAACUCUUUGACGACGAGAACAUGAUGGUCCGCAUCGACAUGUCCGAGUACAUGGAGUCACAUUCAGUUGCGCGACUAAUCGGUGCCCCCCCCGGAUAUGUUGGACACGACGAAGGCGGCCAGCUGACGGAGGCGAUUCGCCGUCGUCCCUACAGUGUGGUCUUGUUCGAUGAGAUCGAGAAGGCAGAUGUCAAGGUCUUGAACGUUCUCCUGCAGGUUCUAGACGAUGGUCGCCUGACAGACUCGAAGGGCCGUGUCGUUGACUUUUCCAACACGGUCAUCAUCAUGACUUCGAACGUGGGCUACAUGCACCUUCAAGAUGUAGGCAACACUGGCAUUACCGAGCAGGUGCGCGAGGCGGUGAUGCGCGAUGUCCGAGCACACUUCCGGCCCGAGUUCCUGAACCGUCUGGACGACUUGAUCGUGUUUGCACCGUUGGGUACGGAUAACCUUGGCAAGAUUAUCAGGAACCAGCUGGCAGUGAUUGGCAAACGCCUGGAGUCGAAGAACAUUACGUUGCACAUCACUGACGGUGCUUGCCAGAAGGUACUCAACGAAGCGUUCGAUCCUCGGUACGGUGGUCGACCAUUGAAGCGGUUCUUGGAGAAGCAGGUUGUGACGAAGGUGUCUCGACUGUUGCUGACGGGCGAGUUGACCGAGUAUCAAACCGUUCUUGUGGAUGUGGACUCUCGUGGCGACCUGGUUUUCAAUGUCAGCAAAGCAGGAGGGGUGAACGAAGGCCGCACUGGAGGGGAGGAUGAUGGCGAGACUGGGGAGGGAUAUGGGUACGAGAAUGAGCUCAAGCAGGACCAGAUGAACGAGUCGCGCCAUGGUAUCAAACGACAAGGCCUUCGAGAACAAGAAAUGCCUUCCAAGGCCGCCCGCCGUCGACCAUAG